AUGGGAGCCACUUCUCCAAGGAGCCGGGAGCCUCUCCUGCCGCCAGCGUUCCCUACCUUCUGCCCCGGAGGAGCCCUCCUGGCGAUUCUGGUGCUGCUCGAGCUGCCGGCGGCCUGGGGUCAAUGCCAAUCCCCGGUGCACCUUACAUUCGCCAUGCCUACAGAACAGAUUGACAAAGAUGAGUUUCCUGUUGGGACAUCUUUGAAGUAUAAAUGCCGCCUUGGUUACUACAGAAGAGUGUUCUCUAUCACCUGCCUGCAAAACUCUGUCUGGUCAAGCCCUGCAAACUACUGUAGGCGUAAAUCAUGUGGAUCUCUUCCAGACCUCAUAAAUGGCAAAAUGGACAUCAACAAAGACACCCAGUUUGGAUCAACUGUCAAUUAUUUUUGUAAUGAAGGAUACCGACUCAUUGGUAAAUCCUCUGCUGCAUGCAUCAUCUCUGGCAACUCUGUCACCUGGGAUAAUGACCCACCUAUUUGUGAGAGCAUUCCUUGUGGGCCACCCCCAGCCAUCGCCAAUGGAGAUUUCAUUAGCACUGACAGAGAAUAUUUUCAAUACGGAACAGUGGUGACCUAUCACUGCAAUCUUGGAGAGAGAAGGCAGAAGCUGUUUGACCUCGUGGGUGAGCAGUCAAUAUAUUGCACCAGUGAAGACAAUCAAGUUGGCAUCUGGAGUGGCCCUCCCCCUCAGUGCAUUGCACCUAAUAAAUGCACGCCUCCAGUCAUUGAAAAUGGAAUAAGGAUGUCUGAGAACAAAAGCUUAUUUUCUUUACGUGAAAGCGUGAGGUUUAGGUGUCAGCCCGGCUUUGCCAUGAAAGGACCCUCCACUGUUGAAUGCCAGGCCCAAAACAAGUGGGGGCCGGAGUUGCCCAGCUGCUCCAGGGUAUGUCAGCCACCUCCAAAAGUCCCGCAUGGUAAACACACCCCAAGCCACAGGAACAACUUUUCUUCUGGGCAGGAAGUGUUCUACAGCUGUGAGCCUGGCUAUGAUCUCAGAGGGGCUGCUUCUCUGCAUUGUACGCCCCAGGGAGACUGGAGCCCGUCAGCCCCCAAAUGUGCAGUGAAAUCAUGUGCUGACUUCCUGGACCAGUUACCUAAUGGACAUGUACUCUUUCCACUUAAUUUUCAGCUUGGAGCAAAAGUAUCCUUCGUUUGUGAUGAGGGAUUCCAGUUAAAAGGCAAUUCUGCUAGUUACUGUGUCUUGGUUGGAAUGGAAAGCCUUUGGAACAGCAGCAUUCCUGUGUGUGAACAAAUCUUGUGUCCAAAUCCUCCUGAUAUCCUUAAUGGGAGACACACAGGCAAACCUCUGGAAGUCUUUCCUUUUGGAAAAGAAGUCACUUACACAUGUGACCCGCACCCAGAUAGAGGGAUGAUCUUCAGCCUCACUGGGGAGAGCACCAUCCGCUGUACCAGUGACAGUCAAGGGAACGGAAUUUGGAGCAGCCCUGCCCCUCGCUGUGGACCUCCAGGUCACUGUAACAGCCCAGAUCAUUUUCAAUUUGCCAAGUUGAAAAUCCAGACCAAUGAAUCUGAGUUUCCCAUUGGGACAUCUUUAAAGUAUGAAUGCCGCCCUGGGUACCACAGGAAGUCAUUCUCUAUCACGUGUCUACAAAACCUCACGUGGUCAAGUGCCAAAGAUGUCUGUAAACGUAAAUCAUGUAAUACUCCUCCAGAUCCUGUGAACGGUGUGGUGCACAUAGAUACAGACACCCAGUUCGGAUCCAGAAUCAUUUUUUCUUGUAAUAGAGGGUAUCAACUCAUUGGUCACUCAGCUGCUGAAUGUAUUAUCUCAGGCAAUACUGUCUUCUGGGAUUCAGAGCCACCAAUUUGUGAACGCAUUCCUUGUGGGCCACCCCCGGCCAUCGCCAAUGGAGAUUUCAUUAGCACCGACAGAGAAUACUUUCAAUACGGAACAGUGGUGACCUAUCGCUGCAAUCUUGGAGAGAGAAGGCAGAAGCUGUUUGACCUCGUGGGUGAGCAGUCAAUAUAUUGCACCAGUGAAGACAAUCAAGUUGGCAUCUGGAGUGGCCCUCCCCCUCAGUGCAUUGCACCUAAUAAAUGCACGCCUCCAGUCAUUGAAAAUGGAAUAAGGAUGUCUGAGAACAAAAGCUUAUUUUCUUUACGUGAAAGCGUGAGGUUUAGGUGUCAGCCCGGCUUUGCCAUGAAAGGACCCUCCACUGUUGAAUGCCAGGCCCAAAACAAGUGGGGGCCGGAGUUGCCCAGCUGCUCCAGGGUAUGUCAGCCACCUCCAAAAGUCCCGCAUGGUAAACACACCCCAAGCCACAGGAACAACUUUUCUUCUGGGCAGGAAGUGUUCUACAGCUGUGAGCCUGGCUAUGAUCUCAGAGGGGCUGCUUCUCUGCAUUGUACGCCCCAGGGAGACUGGAGCCCGUCAGCCCCCAAAUGUGCAGUGAAAUCAUGUGCUGACUUCCUGGACCAGUUACCUAAUGGACAUGUACUCUUUCCACUUAAUUUUCAGCUUGGAGCAAAAGUAUCCUUCGUUUGUGAUGAGGGAUUCCAGUUAAAAGGCAAUUCUGCUAGUUACUGUGUCUUGGUUGGAAUGGAAAGCCUUUGGAACAGCAGCAUUCCUGUGUGUGAACGCAUUCCUUGUGGGCCACCCCCGGCCAUCGCCAAUGGAGAUUUCAUUAGCACCGACAGAGAAUACUUUCAAUUCGGAACAGUGGUGACCUAUCGCUGCAAUCUUGGAGAGAGAAGGCAGAAGCUGUUUGACCUCGUGGGUGAGCAGUCAAUAUAUUGCACCAGUGAAGACAAUCAAGUUGGCAUCUGGAGUGGCCCUCCCCCUCAGUGCAUUGCACCUAAUAAAUGCACGCCUCCAGUCAUUGAAAAUGGAAUAAGGAUGUCUGAGAACAAAAGCUUAUUUUCUUUACGUGAAAGCGUGAGGUUUAGGUGUCAGCCCGGCUUUGCCAUGAAAGGACCCUCCACUGUUGAAUGCCAGGCCCAAAACAAGUGGGGGCCGGAGUUGCCCAGCUGCUCCAGGGUAUGUCAGCCACCUCCAGAAGUCCUGCAUGGUAAACACACUCCAAGCCACAAGAACAACUUUUCUUCUGGGCAGGAAGUGUUCUACAGCUGUGAGCCUGGCUAUGAUCUCAGUGGGGCUGCUUCUCUGCACUGUACGCCCCAGGGAGACUGGAGCCCGGAAGCUCCCAGAUGUGCAGUGAAAUCAUGUGCUGACUUCCUGGACCAACUUCCUAAUGGACAUGUGCUCUUUCCACUUAAUUUCCACCUUGGGGCAAAAGUGUCCUUCAUUUGUGAUGAGGGGUUCCAGUUAAAGGGAAGCUCAGCCAGUUACUGUAUCUUGGUUGGAACGAAAAGCCUUUGGAAUAACAGUGUUCCUGUGUGUGAACAAAUCUUUUGUCCAAAUCUGCUGGCUAUCCUUAAUGGGAACCACACAGGAACUUCUCUGGGAGGCAUUUCCUGUGGAAAAGAAAUAUCUUGCACAUGUGACCCCCACCCAGAUAGAGGGAUGGCUUUCAAUCUCUUUAGGGAGAGCACCAUCCACUGCACAAGUGACAGUCAAGGGAAUGAGAUUUGGAGCUUCCCUGACCCUCACUGUGAACUUUCUGGUCCUGUUGAAGUAAAAUGUAGCCUCCCACAGAUUAUGAAUGGAAUCAAGAAGGAACUGAAAAUAAGAAAAGUAUAUCACUCUGGAGAUAAUGUAACUUUGGAGUGUGAAGAUGGGUAUACUCUGGAAGGCAGUCCCUGGAGUCAGUGCCAGGAAGAUGACCUGUGGGACCCUCCUCUGGCCAUAUGUACCUCUCGCACGAGUGAUGAGCUCAUAGCUGGCAUGUUCUUUGGUAUGAUCCUCUUGAUUUUACCUGUCAUUGUUUCCUGUUUGAUAAUUCUAAAGCGCAAAAAAGGCAACAACACAGAUGAAAACUUGAAAGAAGCAGUUAUCCAUCUGCAUCCCAAAGAAGGCAGUGGUGUCCAUCCUCAUACUCUGCAAACAAAUCAGGAAAAUAUCAGGUUGGUAACAGUCUGUUUACGUAGAGGCGGUGAGAUAGCCAUUUCCCGCAAGCCGCCGCGGCUCUCCUUCAGGUCUGCAGACAGAGGACUCAGAGACAGUCCGAGUCCAAGAAGGAGGCGCAAAGCUCCCAGCCCACCGGGAGGGUUAGCCCCGCGCAAGGGCCUCGCCCCGCCUCUCCAGGCUUAA
Molecule: messenger RNA, 4170 nt
Organism: Lagenorhynchus albirostris (white-beaked dolphin)
Lineage: Eukaryota; Metazoa; Chordata; Mammalia; Artiodactyla; Delphinidae
Gene: CR1
Product: complement C3b/C4b receptor 1 (Knops blood group)
Exons: 26
Coding region: 1-4170 (1389 amino acids)
Biological process (GO): negative regulation of complement activation, classical pathway
Source: RefSeq, a predicted model, not a curated record